Messenger RNA from Fusarium venenatum, 240 nucleotides. The record is from RefSeq and is a predicted model, not a curated record. NCBI's taxonomy places the organism in Eukaryota, Fungi, Ascomycota, Sordariomycetes, Hypocreales, Nectriaceae.
AUGAGUAGCCGUACUUAUCUUCCCUUCUCACCCUUCUCAUGGCUCAUCGUUCGUCGCGAUGGACCACCAGAACAAUCCAAGACCGACAAGGCUGUGACUAUGGCCAUUGUCUGUGGCAUCUCUGCGCUUUUCCUCGUUCCGCUUGUGUGGUACGUUACUGCGAGAAUCGUCACGGUUCGUAGGGAAAGGGUUGCUAAAGAGACAGCUGCAGAUGUCGAGCAGGUGCAGGGCGUUUAUUAG